Molecule: messenger RNA, 1606 nt
Organism: Morone saxatilis (striped sea-bass)
Lineage: Eukaryota; Metazoa; Chordata; Actinopteri; Moronidae
Gene: usp44
Product: ubiquitin specific peptidase 44
Biological process (GO): protein deubiquitination
Cellular component (GO): cytoplasm
Molecular function (GO): zinc ion binding; cysteine-type deubiquitinase activity
Source: RefSeq, a predicted model, not a curated record
GCCUGUUCGCCGAAGGCAGCAGAGCACCAAACAAGGCGGCUCGCCCUUCAAACGGCGUCCCACGGUCACACCGGGAGUGACGGGCCUGAGGAACCUAGGCAACACGUGUUACAUGAACUCCAUCCUGCAGGUGUUGAGCCACCUGCACGUCUUCAGGGAGUGCUUCCUGCAGCUGGACCUCACGCAGGCGCUGGAGCUGCUGGCGUCCGCCGUCCACGGACAGCUGGCGGGGAAGACCUCGUCCCAGUCGCCUCUCACCUUAAGGAAGGGCUUCCAGACCAGCUCGGGCUCCGGGGCCGGGCUGAGCGGCGGGGCCUCGCGGGGCCGCAGCAUGGAGCUGAUCCAACCCAAAGAGCCCAGCUCCAAGCACAUCUCUCUCUGCCACGAGCUGCACACCUUGUUCCAGGUCAUGUGGUCCGGUAAGUGGGCGCUGGUGUCGCCUUUCGCCAUGCUGCACUCGGUGUGGCAGCUGAUCCCGGCGUUCCGCGGCUACGCUCAGCAGGACGCGCAGGAGUUCCUGUGCGAGCUGCUGGACAAGGUGCAGCACGAGCUGGAGAGCACCGGCACGCACACGACCACCGCGGGCGUCCCACAGAAACGACUCAUCAAACAGGUGCUCAGCGUGGUCAACACCAUCUUCCACGGCCAGCUCCUCAGCCAGGUGACGUGCGUGGCCUGCGACCAUCGCUCCAACACCGUGGAGCCGUUCUGGGAUCUGUCUCUGGAGUUCCCCGAGCGCUAUCACAGCAACAGCAGGGAGUCGGCCGCUCAGGCGUCCUGCCAUUUGACGGAGAUGCUGGCCAAGUUCACAGAGACCGAAGCACUGGAGGGAAACAUCUACGCCUGCGACCACUGUAACUCCGCUCGACGUCGGACCUCCUCCAAGUCAGUCCUCCUGACCGAAGCACAGAAACAGCUGAUGGUCCACAAACUGCCUCAGGUCCUGCGGCUUCACCUCAAACGCUUCAGGUGGUCCGGGCGAAACCACCGGGAGAAGAUCGGAGUCCACGUCAGCUUCGACCAGCUUCUCAACAUGGAGCCGUACUGCUGCCGAGAGCCCUCGCCCAAACUUGUGUCCUGCUCCAGUCCCAGCAGCCCCGGUGCUGCGGGCUCGCCGCGCCCCAAGCACUUCCUCUACGAUCUCUCCGCUGUGGUGAUGCAUCAUGGGAAGGGCUUCGGUUCCGGCCACUACACGUCCUACUGCUACAACACAGAAGGAGGCUUCUGGGUUCACUGUAAUGACUCUAAGCUGAAUGUGUGUUCAGUGGAGGAGGUCUGCCGUGCUCAGGCCUACAUCCUCUUCUACACACAGCGAGUAACUCAGGACAAAGACCGGCCGCUAUAGGACCACCAUCCCUUGAAGAUCCUCCUCCUCAUCCGCUGCAGCCUGACCACUCAGCGAGAAGAUAUCAGCACAGCCCCACCUAUCGCUCUUUCUCUCCUCCCUCUCUUUCUUUGGGCAUUUUAUAUCCUGGGAGGAUGGGUCUUUUUUUAGUCUAUUUUUCUGAAUAAGGAAAAAACAAAAAAGAGAGGAAGAACUCCUUUUUAAAAACCUGGUUCUGCUUUAUGAACUUCUUGUAUAUGGUGUUUAUAUGUAGGUAUUUUU